AUGCAAACACAGACGCCUAAAAUGCUCGCCUCCAACACACCCCAGAUCCCCUUCCCUAGCCCAUACCGCAUCCCUUCUAUAUCCGAACACAGCGGCACCUUCAGCGUCCCCUUCAACGCAGGCAGUAUCAGACUACCGCCAUCGCUCAGCAGUGUCUUGGUCGGGGAUCUAGGCAGAGCUCUGGACAAAUGCAACCGCGCCGCACUUGCAGCACACAACAGGCUGCAGACGAUACACAAGGAGCGCGAGCAGCGCUACCGGAGACUAUGCCCGAACGAUCCAGCAAAUGAAGAUAUCUACAACAGACACGCCAGCUCACUCGAUAGACUUUUCGCCUGGUGCAGCGACUACGGUGAUAGGCCAUAUAACCCGACUCUCGCGCCAGCAGCGAAGAUACCCUGCUUCGGGAUGACGCUGACUUUUGACCGGGAAGCUUACGCCAUAUGGGCACGGAGCUAUAGAAGAUUGCUUAAAGACUUCGAAACUACGGAAUAUAAAGAGUAUAACCUUGCAAGGAUGGAAUUCGAGACGAUGAUAUAUGUUACUAGGGCGAAGGGGACGAUUUCGGUCGAAGCAUUUGGCGAGCUGGAUCGGUUUUGGAAGGGCUGUUUCGUGCGUGAGAUGAAGAAGUGGGAGGCGGCGGCUUCUAAGCAAUUGGCGCUUCCGACUUAUGAGACUGUUAUACAAGAGGUUCUUGCUGCAGUGCUUAAUAGCGUUGAGGAUGGCGAGACUCUGGUGCGGGAGUUGCGGGGGCAGGCACUUGGUUGGAGCCCGCCGCCCAACUACUGUGGGCAUUUCCCGAGGCUAUAA
Aspergillus puulaauensis is the source of this 810-nucleotide messenger RNA. RefSeq lists its product as uncharacterized. Lineage: Eukaryota; Fungi; Ascomycota; Eurotiomycetes; Eurotiales; Aspergillaceae. Bases 1 to 810 code for a protein of 269 amino acids. The transcript has a single exon. The record is from RefSeq and is a predicted model, not a curated record.